UGGGAGUCUUCAAAGAGCUGGAUGGACCACACAGGACAAGGCACAGGCAACCCGGCCAACAUGGGGAAGAUUGUCUUCUAUGAGGAAAAGAACUUUGGCGGCCGCAGUUUUGAGUACAGCAGCGACUGUGUGGACUUGCAAUGUCAGUUCAGCCGCUGCAACUCCAUCAGAGUGGAGAACGGCUGCUUCAUGAUCUAUGAUAAACCCAACUACACCGGGAACCAGUACUACCUGAAGAAGGGAGACUACCCUGACUACCACUGCUGGACGGGCGUCAAUGAUUCUGUCAGCUCCUGCCGCCUCAUCCCCCCGGUGAGUCCUGAUCAAAGGUCCUUCAACAUGCGCCUGUAUGAGCGGAUAGAGUUUGGAGGUCAGAUGAUGGACCUGGUGGACGACUGUCCCAGCGUCAUGGACCGCUUCCACAUGAACGACAUCUUCUCCUGCAACGUGACAGAUGGCAACUGGCUCUUCUACGAGCACCCAAACUACAGGGGCAGGAUGUACUUGAUCAGGCCUGGAGAGUACAAGAGAUUCAGCGAAUGGGGCGGCAGGAGCGCCCGGGUUGGCUCCAUCAGACGCAUCAUGGACUAUUAG
Myripristis murdjan (pinecone soldierfish) is the source of this 594-nucleotide messenger RNA. Its product is annotated as gamma-crystallin S-1-like. The transcript is spliced from 3 exons. Gene Ontology annotation, biological process: lens development in camera-type eye; visual perception. The coding region runs from base 22 to 594 and encodes 190 amino acids. The record is from RefSeq and is a predicted model, not a curated record. Gene Ontology annotation, molecular function: structural constituent of eye lens. NCBI's taxonomy places the organism in Eukaryota, Metazoa, Chordata, Actinopteri, Holocentriformes, Holocentridae.